Molecule: messenger RNA, 3951 nt
Organism: Penicillium antarcticum
Lineage: Eukaryota; Fungi; Ascomycota; Eurotiomycetes; Eurotiales; Aspergillaceae
Exons: 2
Coding region: 1-3951 (1316 amino acids)
Molecular function (GO): hydrolase activity
Source: RefSeq, a predicted model, not a curated record
AUGACCCGGUAUGUUUUCGCGUGGCUCUGGGCCGUCCCUGUACCGGCUCAGCUACAGACCUUCCACCCUCUCGGCCACGAUGCAAUCACCUAUAGUAUCAAUGUCCCCGACAAGACCGCCCAAACUGGCUCUGGGUCUAUAUACUUCCAAAUGAAUUCCACCCGUCAGGUGCGGUGGUUUGCUCUAGGGCAAGGAAUGCAGAUGUCAGGCGCCAAUAUCUUUGUUGCUUAUACUUCUAGCGACAAGGUGACAGUUUCGCCACGGUCCGGCGCAGCCGAAAUUGAGCCGUUGUAUAACAAAGAAGCCCAAAUCACAAUGCUCGAUGGCAGUGGUGUACACAACGGGGUCGUUACCACCAAUAUCCGGUGUGACAGCUGCCUAAAAUGGAUCGGUGGAACAGAGAAUGUCAACAGCUCUUCAAGUCCAUGGAUUUGGGCUGUGAAGUUCGGAGAUUCCCUGGAUUCAACCAGUGUAUCCGCGACAAUCACCCAGCAUGACGACCGGGGCAUUGUGUCUAUCGACAUGAAGAAAGCGACGGGUGGCAGCUCGGAGAAUCCAUUUGCUCAACUGGCUCCAGCGUCUGUUUCCAGUCCGGCUCCGAGUUCUGAUCCCUUCUCUAACAUGAUCAAUCGAAAGAAGACGGCACAUGCUGUGCUCAUGAUCUUGGCCUUUGUGGUCAUGUUCCCAUUUUUCGCGAUGGGCCUCCACCUCUUCCCAGCGAAGUGGACAGUCAAUAUCCAUGGGCUCAGUCAGCUGUUCACUCUGGCUGUUGCAAUUUCUGGUCUCUGUGUGGGGGUUUCUAUGGCAAGGGAUCUCUCCUUGGUUGAUCACUAUCAUCCAAUUAUCGGCAUGGUAGUUGUCGCGUGCCUUGUUGCUUUCCAGCCUGCCAUGGGCUUAUUACAGCACCGGUUCUUCCGGAAUACUGGCGGAAAGGGGCCUUUCGCCUAUACUCAUCGGUGGUUUGGGCGACUACUGAUCACCCUGGGAAUUAUCAAUGCUGGACUAGGAUUCAAGCUCGCGCAGGGACCGCGCGGGGCGGUGAUUGCGACCAGCGUUGUGGCUGGAGUCAUGGCACUGGGUAUUCGCUAUAUCAUUGAACUCUACUUUGACCGUCAAACCCACCUGGCCUCUUGUCGCAACCACGCGACGUCCUCUAUACCUCUGAAAAGGCAUUAUAAUGCCAUUGCAUACAUUCGCCCUCGGUGCAGCACUGACGCCUACAGUGCUGCACACUCUGAUCAGCCACGUAAGCUCUUUUUUGAGGGGAAUACCGAAGCCCAUACUGAUGUCGUGUUGCAGUACCUGCACCGUAAAUUGCUGCACAAUAAACCUACCGUUCAUAUCACCUACGAUGAGGGCAUCCAGAUCGUGCGCCAAUUCCUUUACUAUGCGUCUAAGCAUCCUGUCGAAGAUCUCCAAGCAUUCACCCGUCAGUGGGUGCCUAGCCCACAUUGGGUGAGAACCGAGACCAUCACAAUUCCCGAUGAGUUCCUAUCGUCUGCCGGAGACGCGAUUGUCAAUCAACUGGGCCCGAAAGGUAUCACAAGAGUUGGAGGAGAGAAGUGGUGGCAAUGGCGUGGGCCAUCUGAAGGUCUGAAGGGAGAGUGGAUUGAAAUGCGCAACCACUACAAUGAAACCGAGAAGGCCAACCAGCGCUCCAAUCGAGUUAUGCUGUAUAUCCACGGUGGUGCAUACUUCUUUGGAAGUGUCGACACACAUCGGUAUAUGAUGCAACGUCAUGCGCGCAAAAUCAAAGGACGUGUGUUCGCGCCGGACUAUCGUCUCUCGCCACAAUUCCCAUUCCCAUGUGGGUUGCAAGACUCAAUGGCUGCAUAUUUAUGGCUGCUCAAGUCAUAUGAGCCCAAGGAAAUCAUUUUGGCUGGUGACUCUGCGGGUGGAGGCAUGGCCCUUUCAAUGCUGGUCAUUAUGCGAGACCAAGGCAUUCCUCUGCCCGCAGGCGCCAUCUUGAUUUCACCCUGGGUUGAUCUGACGCACUCUUUCCCAAGUAUUGUGAAGGAUAAUCCAGGCGAUUACAUCCCUCCAUGGGGUUUCCGACACAAACCGUCGACCGCUUGGCCACCUCCCAAUGCCGAUGAUAUCCUGAAGAUGAAGAGAAUGUCGCAGCAACCGACAGUCACGGCCGAAGAUGUACAGAAGGCAAUUCCUGCUCCGAAUAGUGAAGCGGAGGAGACGGCUGUUCGUGGAUAUACUGUCCACGAAAAAACCCCUCCUCGCGACGAACCUGCCUACCCUGGUCAACAACAGAACCAGGAUCCUGCUACCUUGCAAACUGAACCCGACAACAUCCAUGUCGUGUUGGAUGGAAAGACAGUUGAACUGAAGGAUCAAAUCCAAAUGUACACGACAAAUCAGCUCAUGUCCCACCCGCUUGUUUCGCCUGUCUUGCAGCCGUCACUCGGUGGUUUGCCUCCUCUUCAGAUUAUCAGCGGUGGCGGUGAGAUGCUUCGUGAUGAGCAGUUCUACGUGGCUCACAAAGCUGCUAACCCGAAAGCAUUUCCGCCGAGUGAUGUGUAUCUGGACGAGAAUGACCCAACUCGCGAGACCUUGAACAAGUACGCACCAACUUAUGUGCAGCUUCAGGUGUGGGAUGAUCUUUGUCAUGUGGCUCCCACUCUCAGCUUCACACGACCUGCCAAGUAUAUGUUCAGAUCUAUCGCCCAGUUCGGCGCUUGGGCUUUGGCUCGUGCGCAGAAGGGAGAAAUUGAUGUUGUAGACGAUUCUGUCUUCAUGCCCCUCACCUCUAGCAGCUCUAGCAGUUCUGAGGAAGGGCUCCCAAGUACUCAGGCCAAGACCAACAAAUUACCUCCGAAAGAAGGAGUUGCAUUUGUCGGCAAAGCCGGAGAUCCCCUACCGGCAUUCCAUCAGCACAUGAUUCGCCAACGUGUCGAUAGACAUGGACACAUUUUCCCACUUGAACCUCCUUCCUCAUAUCCGGUACUAGACAUUCCGCCCGCUCACGUCGGUGCUAUCAAUCCUGAACUCAUUCGGAAGUGGCUGGAAGCAAAGCAAGAAUGGGACAUCAGGUUCUCCAAGGAGAAGCUCCGGGUCCAAAGUCGUCGCAUGAGAGAGUUAGCCCAUGGGUUCCAGGAUUUUGACGGUGAAUGCCCGCCUGCAAGCUCUUUGGCCGCUCGACGUGCUGCGCCUGGUGUACUACCAAAACGUCAUGCCAAGAAAAACUAUGGUAUGAUGCUUUGGAGCGGCUGGGGAAGCAAGCAUGAUGAGCGCACGAUGGAAAAGGAGCGGCUGGCUACACAGUCAGGCCGACCCUCGACUCGUCCCAGUGUCGACGCUGGUCAGGCUGGAGUUUGGUCCAGCACACCGUCGAGAAACCCUCAAGGCGAAGUUGGUGCGGAUCACGACCCAAGCAAGGAGAAAUCACACGCCAGCGGUCCUACUUCCGUAACUUGGAAUGAGAAAGAACAUCCCAAUAACAAUGGAGAUGCUUCCACGGGUCGCAUAUCCACAGACCCGGAUACAGCCUCUCGGCCUCUGUCGGAGAAGAGCGGUCCAAUGCUCAUUUUACCUGAAGUGGACAACCGCAAAUUUACCGAUGAAAACGCAAGCACUAGAGCCCUCUUCCAUGCGGCUGGUAGUCUCCCUAUGAAGUCUGAUAUCUCCUUGUCUAACAGUCGAUACCGGCCAGGGUCUGCUGCCGGCUCGAUGACCGGUCGCAGUGAGAUGGUAUCUGACACUGCUAGCACUGUUGGUGGCGACAAGGACUCUGUUGCUCGUAUGAAUAUGGCGCCUGAUAGUGCUAGCACCCGUGCUGUGCUGGGCGCGAAGGGGGUUAUCCCAAUGAUGGCACACGAGAAUGGCCGUAUGUCUUCUGAUACACUUUCGGUUUUCUCUGCUGCUGGUCGUGAUUCCAUGUCCCAGCGUCCUGAGAUGCCUGAUAGAGAGGUUUUCAAGACAGCAGAAGAAACCCAUUAG